Molecule: messenger RNA, 935 nt
Organism: Westerdykella ornata
Lineage: Eukaryota; Fungi; Ascomycota; Dothideomycetes; Pleosporales; Sporormiaceae
Product: S-adenosyl-L-methionine-dependent methyltransferase
Exons: 3
Coding region: 1-855 (284 amino acids)
Source: RefSeq, a predicted model, not a curated record
AUGUCCUUCAAGUCGAAUGUCGAAGAGAAUGGGUUAGAAGAAACAAGGAAAGCGUAUAUGCUCCCACACAAUCGGAAGGAAAUUGAGCGGAUGAAAAUUCAACACGAGUGGAUCAAAGGCUCGUUCGGCGGCUUGAUCAAAGCCCCAAUUGACUACAAUAAGAAGAAGCAGAAGAUACUGGACUCUGCAACCGCUGAUGGAACGUGGAUUUUCGAUGCUUCUACACUUUUCCCGGCAGAGACGGAGUUUGUGGGGUUUGACAUUGCGCCGGAGAUGUUUCCACCAUCUAAUAUGUUGCCACCCAAUGUUACCCUGUCCCUCAUGGAUUUGUCAAGAGACCUGCCUACCGAAUGGGAGCAGCAGUUUGACCUCGUCCAUCAACGCUUCGUCUUUCCUGGAAUCGCAGCAAAGCAGAUCGGAGAGUUUCUGGAUAGGUUGAUGGAAUGUGUCAAACCUGGUGGAUGGAUACAACUGGUUGAGCCUGCAGCGAAUGAGAACGUGUCCGGCCCCGAUCCAACAGCCUUCCAUGUUCUCCAUAAGUUUGCGGAUAAAUGCAUGCAAAGCCCAGACCCGAGAGACACGAUCUUGUCGAAAUUGAAAGAGGGUGGCUUCAUCAAUGUGAAUGUCGAAACGCGGGAUAUCGUGGUCGGUAAGUACCAGAGUAAUCGGGAGCUGGAUGUGCGAGGGCGGAAAUGCAUGAGAGCAGCGGUGAUGAACAUGUCCGCAAUUGCCAACGCAAAAAUGCUGGGAAUAGAGGAGGCGGAUUGGGAUAAUCUGCUUGAUCGGUUCGAGGCCGACAUGGAAAAGUACAGAACUGCAGUGCGGCAUUUCAUAAUCUGGGCUCAACGGCCAUGAGAAGCGUGAGCUUCCAUAACGUAUUGCUAUGAUGCUUCUAGGGCUCCUUAUGAGAGGGUCAACUAACUCCUUUGCAAACG